This is a messenger RNA of Aphanomyces astaci, 597 nucleotides long. RefSeq lists its product as hypothetical. The coding region runs from base 80 to 475 and encodes 131 amino acids. The transcript has a single exon. The record is from RefSeq and is a predicted model, not a curated record. Lineage: Eukaryota; Oomycota; Saprolegniomycetes; Saprolegniales; Verrucalvaceae.
CCAACAGAAAAACUAGUUCUCUUACAGUUCCCCUACUGUAGUGUGGGCCAUUUGCGCAUUUGCACAGUGCCCCUCACUCAUGCUGUAUCACAGGGCCAUGAUGCCGUCAACUACUUCAUACACGACACAGUUCAUCAACAACCAGUGCCUCUAUCGCAACAAAGUGUGCUUAAACGUCCGCGCGGUCAAGAAUAACGGUCUGCUGCACAGUCUCUGCGAGUACCAUCGGCUCAAAGCCAACUCGAACCAGCGCAAGCUCGAAAAGAAGCAGCGCGACUGUCCGAUCACUCCUCCUGCGGCCACAACCGAACAAAGCAACAAGCCACCGCGUACCUUUGGCGUCAAGGAGCUGUGGAUAAAUCCGUACGACGUAGAUGACAUCGACACGGGCGACGACGACGUUGUGAUUUGGGUGCAGCCCACCCGCAUCGAACUCCCGCAGACAUUCGACCACAUCAUUCAUGAAGAAGUUUAACCGCUGUCAUAGUAACUACUUACGAAUCCCCUACUUGUUUAUGCGGUUAUGCGGAAUAGUCCACUGCUGUUGACCCCAACGAAGCUACUCGCCCCAUGACCUGAACAGAUUGCAUUCGAUGU